AUGGAGGGGCCAUCUGGUCAGCCCGUCAAGUCACCGAAGAAAAAGGCCAAAAUGGCUAGGCUUGAAACUAUAGGUGCACCUCCGCCACCCAACAUCCCUGAUGUGGCUGAUGUCAGCCUGGAGGAGCAAUCCUGUUCAGUUCCAUCUCUCAAGUACCAGACUAUGGUUCAAGUCCAAGAUGGUCAUCAGUGGAGUUGUAAUUUCCAUGAAGAAAUUUAUGGUUCAUGCAGUAAAAUGCUGUGCAAGGAAAGGGGAAACAUUCUACAACUUAUCAUGCAAAAGAAGAUUCCCUUUCAUAUUUGGCCAUCACUUAUGAAAAAGAGAAAAGGGAAUGACCAAAGAAACGUGACCCUGCAGAAACCUAUUAUAAAGGAUAAAGCUAUACCAAAAGAAAAUGUUGUAGAGCAAGGAAAAUCUGAAGUUGUUCAACCAAAAAGAAUUAAACAGGACCAGGACUUCAGACUGACUGUUAUGUCAAAAGGUCAUGAAAAAGCAGAAGAAAUCUCUCGCCAAGAAUUCAUUCAGGAAGUACCAGCAAAGUCUUUGGCCAUAUUGGAAGGGUCAGUUGAAGAGAAUGUCGAACCUACCAUCUUGACUAGAACUGAGGAGGUGAUAGAGGUUACUCCUGAACUAAAACCCAGCCUUUCAGAGAAUGUUGACUGCAGUACUGUACACUAUACUGAGGAUAAGAUAAAGAGCAUUGGAAUGGAUGAAAGGGAAAGGAUCUCGGAAAACAUGGAGACUGCAGAGUUGCAGGCAAAAUCUGUAUCAAUUACCACAGAACCACAAACGUCUGAAUUAAUUGAGACUGAAGAAACUGAAAGAAAAGAAGGAUGCCCUGUUAUUAGAAGGGAAAUGGAGGAAACAUUGCAAGACAGACUAUCUGCGCAAGAACCUUUUGUUUUAGAAGAUGAAAAUGAGUCAACUGGAUGUUGUUCUGCACUUGAAAGUGUAGAAUUUGUAUCUAAGUCAAGCAAGUUACUAUUGGAUAAAGCAGAAAAGGAAAGAACUUGUUUGUCAUUAACCGAGAACACAAACUGUGUUACUCCUCCUAUGAACAAGAGUGAUGCUGCUAUUGAAGUGUCCACAGAAGAGUGUGCUCAGUUAAAUACUUCCAUAUCUUCCUUACCGGGCCUUGUUAAUACAGGUGGAAACAGUGAAAAGCUAACGGAUGAGUCACUGGAAAGGCUCACUGAAGUACCAGAACCAAUGGUUAAUCUCAGUUUCAUUAAAAACGAUUAUUAUGAAAAAGGUAGUGACAUCGUUGUAGUUCACGUGUAUGUGAAAGGACUCUGUAAAGAGACUACAAAGGUGCUGUUCCGUGAGAGUGACUUCACAAUGAUAUUUAAGACCAGUGAUCCAAAUUUUCUGAGGUUAAAUCCAGGCUGUGGCUCAGAUACAUUGUUCAGAUGGCAAGUAAAACUAAGGAAUUCGAUCAACCCAGAGCAAUGCAUAUACAAAUUCCCCGGAAUGCUGGUCAAUAUUUGCCUGAAGAAGAGGCACAGCCAACGUUGGGGAGGCUUGGAAGCACCAACCAUACAAGGUGCAGUGGGUGGUGCCAAGGUUGCUGUGCCUGCGGGUCCUACUGCUUUAGAAACUGUACAGCCUGGAAGCAGUCAGCACCCUAUGCCCAGCAAAGAAGAGCCAAGGGCAGCAGAGAAAGAAAGUUCUCGGUUGGAGGAGAGUAGUCUGGAAGGAGUGGCUGCCAGAGGUGUAUCAGAACAUGUCUCUGUGAAGCAGGACCAUCAUGUCACAGUGCCCAAGCCAACCUGCAAGGUUACGCCAAUGACACACAACAGUGAACAUGCUGAAGAUGAGGAGGAGAAGAAAGUAUGCAUGCCAGGUUUUACUGGUUUGGUCAACCUUGGCAACACGUGCUUCAUGAAUAGCGUUAUCCAGUCACUGUCAAACACUCGUGAACUGAGAGACUACUUCCAUGAUCGAUCCUUUGAAUCUGAGAUUAAUUAUAACAACCCAUUGGGUACUGGAGGCCGUCUGGCUAUUGGGUUUGCUGUCCUGUUGCGAGCUUUGUGGAAAGGAACUCAUCAUGCCUUCCAGCCAUCAAAACUGAAGGCUAUUGUUGCAAGCAAAGCCAGUCAGUUUACAGGCUAUGCACAGCAUGAUGCUCAGGAAUUCAUGGCAUUCCUAUUAGAUGGUCUCCAUGAAGAUAUGAACAGAGUUCAGAACAAGCCCUACAUAGAGACUGUUGAUUCGGACGGUCGUCCAGAUGAGGUGGUUGCAGAAGAAGCCUGGCGGCAGCACAAAAUGAGGAAUGACUCUUUUAUUGUGGAUUUGUUCCAGGGACAGUACAAGUCAAAACUUGUGUGUCCAACUUGUGCAAAGGUGUCAAUAACAUUUGAUCCUUUUUUAUACCUGCCUGUCCCAUUGCCUCAGAAGCAAAAACUGCUAACAGUUUUUUACUUUGCUAAGGAGCCUCAUAGGAAACCAACCAAGUUUCUAGUGAGUGUUAGUAAAGAAAAUGCCACAGCUGCAGAUAUCAUUGAGUCAAUCUCUAGAAGUACGAGAGUCAACCCAGAAAAUCUAUGUUUGACUGAGGUGUUCAAGAAUCGGUUCCAUCGUUUUUUCACCAAUUCUUAUCCACUGGAUACAGUCUCUCCCACUGACUUGCUCUUCUGCUUUGAGGUGCUAUCAAAGGAACUAGUGAAAGAGAAGGUUGCAGUUCUGCAUGUACAGCAGAGAACUCAGGUUCCUAGCAGUCCUGUAAUUAAGUGUGCUGCUUGUCAGAAGAUGCAGCCAUCAGAUGAGGAAAAGUUGAAGCGCUGCACAAGAUGCUACCGUGUUGGAUAUUGCAAUCAGAUUUGUCAGAAGAACCAUUGGCCGGAUCACAAAACUCAGUGCAGACCUGAAAAUAUUGGUUAUCCAUUUGUAAUAAGUAUCCCAGAAUCUCGACUCACUUUCUUCCGUCUUACACAGCUCCUUGAAGAGUAUUCUAGGUACUCUGUAAAUGUGUUUCAGCCUCCAUUACAGCCAGGAAGAGCAACUCCAGAACAAUCUCCUACUAGAACAGACUUUCAGUUGGACUCACCAGUGAAAAGAAUUUGCCCUACAUCUGCUGAGGUUGGAGAAGAGGACAAAGACUCUCAACUCAUUCAUUUAGACUUUCCAAAAUCUUCUAGAAGCAUGUCCUGUUGUGAAAAGGAUUCUAUUCUUAGUGAAGAUUCAGGUUUUUUAGAAGAGGGGACUGAAAUCAAAACAGAGUCUGAAUCGGAAAAGGAAACCUCUUAUGAAAAAUUAAUUAAACCUGAAGCUGCAGUUCCGGGCUACCAGCAGCCCUCAGAGCCUCUCAGUACCAGGAUGCAGCAGUUUUCCAUUCUGGUCAUUGAUCCAACAAGUAGAGAACACAAGCUUGAGGACAGAGGUGAUUCUCCAUUGGAGCUGGCUGAGGGAUGUUCUCUUGCUAUGGUUUGGAAGAACAAUGAACGCCAGAAGGAGUAUGUUCUUGUGCAAUCCAAAGAACUGGAAUACGUGGAAGACCCUGGAUCAGCAAAUGAAGCAGCAAGAAUUGGACAUUUUACUCUUGAACAGUGCCUUAAUCUCUUCACUAAACCAGAGGUGCUUGCUCCAGAGGAAGCCUGGUACUGUCCUAAGUGCAAGCAACAUAGAGAGGCAUCAAAACAACUGAUGCUGUGGAGGCUUCCAAAUGCACUAAUCAUUCAGUUAAAGCGUUUCUCCUUCCGCAGCUUCAUCUGGAGAGACAAAAUCAAUGAAAUGGUGGAGUUCCCUGUCAGGAAUCUGGACCUCAGCAAGUUCUGCAUUGGACAGAAUGAUGAUUCAAAGCCACCAAUUUAUGACCUUUAUGCUGUUAUCAAUCAUUAUGGAGGGAUGAUUGGAGGCCACUACACUGCUUAUGCAAGGCUUCCAAAUGAUAAGAACAGCCAGAGGAGUGAUGUUGGAUGGCGGCUAUUUGAUGACAGUACAGUUACUACUGUAGAAGAAAGUCAAGUUGUAACUCGUUACGCCUAUGUGCUGUUCUAUCGGCGAAGGAACUCUCCCGUGGAGAGACCAACACGAGUCCAUACAACAGCUCACCACACAGAAAGUGCUACUUCAGCAGAAGCAUCUGCCACUCAGGCUGCAAGCCAUAUACCAUUUGGAUCAGAUUUGGACCCCGAUGUACCACCACAGCUGAUGCCUGAGACUGUCUCUGAUCUUUAUGCUCACUCUGAAGAUUGUAGCACGCCAUCUUACAGCAACAUGGAGGAAGUAGACUGAAGGAGUAUAAGGCACCGGCUGAAAAGUACAGGCAGAACGGUUUCCCAAUUGUCGUACUAGACGUGGGUCUAAAUAGCACUUUUACUACAAAUAGGAUUUCAUAAUUCUGUUUCAGGCUUUGCAGAAUUUGCACUGGGACAUAGGAGGAUGUGAUUAACCUCUUUUUUUUGAAUGGUUGUAAGUGGCUGUCAGUUUGCAUAGUUGAUUCAUUAAGAAAGAGCAUCCAGGAUAGCAAGUCAUCAUUCUGCUACCAUUCAAAAUCACAAGAAUACCACUUUAUUAGUAUGUGACCAUUUAUGCAACAGAACUAUCUGAUGUGUGUAACAUGUUGCAUUCAAGACUUGUAUGCAAUACUACUUUCCUGAAGUUGAUUUAAAAUGUCUCCCAAGAAAUACAAGGCACAAAGAAGAUAAGCUUUAACCAGUUUCAUAUAUGACAAUGACCUGUUAGAAUGUUAGUGUGUGGAACAACUGUAUUUGCUGUUUAUGUUUGCAGGUUCAUUAUCCUAAUUUUAAAAAGUGCCACAGGUAUCAGUAUACUGAUUCUCAACAAAUCUGAUGGGACAUCUCUUCUGUUUCUUCUCCUCCCUUCAAAGGAGAUGUGUAGCUCUGCAUGCAUUUGAAGCAGAUUGUUCAAAGUUUUUUUUUUAACUGCAGAUUUGUCAUCUGUUGAUUUCUGGUGGUCAGCCUUUCAUUGUCAUUUCCUGAUUGUACAAAAAAGCAGUCAAUAUUUGCACUGUGCGAGUGGGAGGAUGCAGAAUGGGCAGUAUUUUUUUAUGGAAGCAGUCUUGGCUUUGACAAGCCUCUGCAUCUAAGAAAUUUCUGAUGAGACCAGUAAUGUUGCAGUUGCACUGUAGUAUGUGUAAUUCAUGUACCAUCUCCUGUAAAAUUAACACAUUGAAAACCGUAAAUAAAGAUCCUUUACACUGAG
Protopterus annectens (West African lungfish) is the source of this 5163-nucleotide messenger RNA. RefSeq names its product ubiquitin specific peptidase 19 (gene USP19). NCBI's taxonomy places the organism in Eukaryota, Metazoa, Chordata, Ceratodontiformes, Protopteridae. Gene Ontology annotation, biological process: protein deubiquitination. Gene Ontology annotation, molecular function: cysteine-type deubiquitinase activity. The record is from RefSeq and is a predicted model, not a curated record. The transcript is spliced from 24 exons. Bases 1 to 4233 code for a protein of 1410 amino acids.